Molecule: messenger RNA, 3372 nt
Organism: Oryzias latipes (Japanese medaka)
Lineage: Eukaryota; Metazoa; Chordata; Actinopteri; Beloniformes; Adrianichthyidae
Source: RefSeq, a predicted model, not a curated record
ACCGCGGGGUAAAGUGCGCCUGCGCACUGCGCCUCCUCUCGGUGUUGUUAUGGGUUGCGGUUUUUGCCCGCGGACGGUGCUGCUUCACUGACAGCCCCCCCCUGUCCGCUCUCCCGGUGACCUGACUGAUGGGGGACACCACAGACCCCGUGCAGCAUCACCAUAGGAACCUGCAGGACGCUUUCAGGAUGCUGGACAGUCUGGAGGACGACCGCAGCAGCUGCAGCUCAGAGUCCAGUGAGGGCAGCGCAGCGUCCAGCGCAGAGGACAGCGAGGAUGAGGAGUUUGAGAACGCCUCCUCAAGCACGCUGAUGCUCAUUAGGACCAACGGACAGGUCUACACCUACCCCGACGGCAAGACCGGCAUGGCCACCUGUGAGAUGUGUGGGAUGGUUGGCGUCAGAGAUGCGUUCUACAGUAAAACCAAGCGUUUCUGCAGCGUCUCGUGCUCCAGAAGCUUCUCCUCCAACUCCAAGAAGGCCAGCAUCCUCGCCAGACUGCAGGAGGGGAAGACACCGACCAAAAAGGCCAAAGUUCUGCGGAAGCAGCCUCUGAUGAGCAAAGUCGCCGCCUACGUCCACCAGCAGGGCGGAGUCAGGAGAAGCGCUCCGGCAGAGGCCUUUGACUGGGGCCGUUACCUUGGAGACGGAGACGCAACAGGAGCUCCGGUCAGCUGCUUCAAACAUGUCAUGAUGGGGAAGUGCUGGAGCAACAUCAGCGAAGGAGUCCGAGUUGAAGUCCCGAACACGGACAGCAGCCUCCCAAUGAAAGUCUAUUGGAUCGCUGGCAUCGUCAAACUGGCUGGAUUUAAGGCCCUGCUGCGCUACGAGGGCUUCGACAGUGACUCCACCAGAGACUUCUGGCUGAACCUGUGCGUGCCGGACAUCCACCCAGUGGGCUGGUGUGCUGCUGGGGGGAAACCUCUGGUCCCCCCCCAGACCAUUCUGCACCGCUUCUCCAACUGGAAGAGCUUCCUGAUCAAAAGACUGACGGGGUCCAAAACGCUGCCGCUGGACUUCUCCUCCAAGGUGCAGCGGAGCAUGCGGUACCCCUUCAAGAAGCAGAUGAGGGUGGAGGUGGUGGAUAAGACUCACCUGUGUCGGACCCGGGUGGCCCUGGUGGAGCAGGUGAUCGGGGGCCGUCUGCGGCUGGUGUAUGAGGAGUGCGACGACGGGACGGACGACUUCUGGUGUCACAUGUACAGCCCUCUGAUCCACAGCAUCGGCUGGUCUCGGUCCAUAGGACACCGCUUUAAACGAUCCGAUGUGUCCAAGGUCUGGAACGGCCAGGUGGACGCGCCCGGACAGCUCUUUGUCAAGGUGAAGGAGGUGGACCAGAGCGGCUCCUGGUUCCAGGACGGCAUGAAGCUGGAGGCCAUCGACCCGCUCAACCUGUCCACUAUCUGUGUGGCUACAGUGAGGAAGGUUCUGGCAGAUGGUUACCUAAUGAUCGGCAUCGAUGGCUCGGAGGCGGCAGACGGCUCAGACUGGUUCUGCUAUCACUCCACAUCUCCCUCCAUCUUUCCUGUUGGAUUCUGUGAGAUCAACAACAUCCAACUGACGCCCCCCAGAGGUCACACGGCUCAGCCCUUCAGCUGGUUCCAGUACCUGAAGCAGAGCGGCUCUGCGGCGGCGCCGGUCUCCCUCUUCAGUAAGGACGUCCCGGACCACGGCUUCUGUCCCGGGAUGAAGCUGGAGGCCGUGGACCUCAUGGAGCCGCGGCUCGUCUGCGUCGCCACGGUAACACGCAUCGUCCACCGCCUGCUGCGCAUCCACUUUGACGGCUGGGAGGACGAGUACGACCAGUGGGUGGACUGCGAGUCGCCCGACCUGUACCCCGUGGGCUGGUGUCAGCUGACCGGGUACCAGCUGCAGCCCCCCGCCAUAAACACAGGGGGCAGAGACCUGCAGUCGGCGUCUCGGCAGAGGAAGAAAUCUCAGCAGUACCGAGGGCAGAAGAAGAAGAGGAAGCUGUCCGUCUCCAAGCCGACCCUCGACCUCUCUGGUGCCGUGGUAACCGGACUUCCCAGAACCCACUCAGGAGAUGAAAAUGAAACUCCGCCCAAUUACCCAUCACCCCCUGCUGUGGACCCAAGGCUGCCCCCUGCUGACCCUGACGGAGGAGCAGGUCAGCUUUCUCCUGGUCUGCAGGUGAAGGAGAACAGCGGAGGACUGAGGUUCUGGUCUCACAAGAACCGAGCAGAAACUAACGGCUCCUCAGUGGAUUUCCUCUCUAACGAAGAGCAGUAGGACUUCCUGCAUCCCCUCAUCUUUUCUCGUGAGCGCUGUCUUGUUCACAAGUUUAGCUCCGCCCCUUCUCUCGAUUUUCAUCUGCUGAAAGCACAGAGACCGUGUUUGGUUUUUGGACACCAGCACGUGGAUGUGGACCUCAGUUCUCCUCUGUCUCCUCUUGUGGACAGAUCUGGAUCCCAGAGUAGAGCCUGGAUCCACCAGGAUUGACUGGAUCCACGAGAAGAGUCUGGAUCUCUGAGGAAAGUCUGGAUCUCUGAGGAGAGUCUGGAUCCACCAAGAGAGUCUGGAUCCACCAGGAGAGCCUGGAUCCACCAGGAGAGUCUGGAUCCACCAGGGGAGUCUGGAUCCACAGGAGAGUCUGGAUCCACCAAGAGAGUCUGGAUCCCUGAGGAGAAUCUGGAUCCUGGAGGAGAGUUGGAUCCACGAGAAGAGUCUGGAUCCACCUGGAGAGUCCCGAUCCACAAGAAGAUUCUUGAUCCACCAGGAGAGUCCGGAUCCACAGAAGAGUCUGGAUCCAACAGGAGAGUCUGGAUCCCUGAGGAGAAUCUGGAUCUUAGAGGAGAGUCCGGAUCCACAGGAGAGUCUGGAUUGCUGUGGAGAAAUCUGGAUCCUAGAGGAGAGUCUGGAUCCACGAGAAGAGUCUGGAUCCACCUGGAGAGUCCCGAUCCACAAGAAGAUUCUUGAUCCACCAGGAGAGUCCGGAUCCACAGAAGAGUCCGGAUCCACAGGAGAGUCUGGAUUGCUGUGGAGAAAUCUGGAUCCUAGAGGAGAGUCUGGAUCCACAGGAGAGUCUGGAUCCAGUAUGGGAGUCUGGAUCCCUGAGGUCUGAACAAAUUAAUCUGUUCUUCUGACAGCGUCCCGUUCAAAGAGGAACCUUCUUUCCUGGACAGAUGGAGGUUCCACUGAUGCUGAAGCUGAGCUUCCAUAACAUGUUCUCCAUGUUCUCUUCACUCAUUCUCUUCAUGUACUCCUGUUGUUCUCUUCGUUUUUUCCUUCUGCUGGGGUCAGACCAUCAGCGACGUUCAUGAACCCGUCUCCGUGGUAGUACAGAUGUUCUGUACAUUGUUCUAACAUCUAAAGAGUUUUCCGCAUUAAAAGGUCUGAACUUCUCGUCUUUGGA